This is a messenger RNA of Otolemur garnettii (small-eared galago), 2479 nucleotides long. RefSeq names its product RAB21, member RAS oncogene family (gene RAB21). Gene Ontology annotation, biological process: Rab protein signal transduction. NCBI's taxonomy places the organism in Eukaryota, Metazoa, Chordata, Mammalia, Primates, Galagidae. The record is from RefSeq and is a predicted model, not a curated record. Bases 230 to 1027 code for a protein of 265 amino acids. The transcript has 6 exons. Gene Ontology annotation, molecular function: GTP binding; GTPase activity.
CGCCAUUAAGGGGAGGCGGAGAGGGAUCGCUCUUCGCCUUUCCUCUGGUGCCUGACGUGGUGUCUCGGGCCCUUCAUUCUCGGACUUUCCCUCGGCCCUUUCAGAUCUCGCCCGGAAGGAGUGGAGACGACGGCCGGGGCGGCGCGGCCGGGGCGCAGGGGGCUGAGCCGGCCGCUUCUGUGGGGAGCGCGGCGCGACUCUCGGGCGCGAGCGGCGGGGAGGCGGCGGGAUGGCUGCGGCUGGCGGCGGCGGGGCGGCGGCAGGCAGAGCCUACUCGUUCAAGGUGGUGUUGCUGGGCGAAGGCUGCGUCGGGAAGACGUCGCUGGUGCUGCGCUACUGCGAGAACAAGUUUAACGACAAGCACAUCACCACUCUGCAGGUGCGGGCUCCGGGAGCGGGAGGUGGCGCCUCCGAGUCCCUGCUCCUGCGGGCUGUGGGGACUUGGUGGCCCGGCCCCGGGAUCUGGACGGCGGCUCUCAGGCCUGUCACCUCCGCCUUCGGAUCGCCGUUCCAAAUUCACCCUGGAGACUCGCCGGGCCGGGGCAGCCUGUCGCCGCAGGGACAGGCUGAUACAGCAGGUCAAGAGAGAUUCCAUGCAUUGGGUCCAAUUUACUACAGAGAUUCAAAUGGAGCUAUUUUAGUUUAUGAUAUAACAGAUGAAGAUUCUUUUCAGAAGGUAAAAAACUGGGUCAAAGAAUUACGGAAAAUGUUGGGAAAUGAAAUCUGUUUAUGUAUAGUUGGUAAUAAAAUAGACUUGGAAAAGGAGAGACAUGUUUCCACUCAAGAAGCAGAAUCGUAUGCAGAAUCUGUGGGAGCAAAACAUUAUCAUACUUCAGCCAAACAGAACAAAGGAAUUGAAGAACUCUUUCUUGACCUUUGUAAAAGGAUGAUAGAAACAGCACAAGUGGAUGAGAGAGCAAAAGGCAAUGGCUCUAGUCCACCCGGCACCGCAAGGCGAGGCGUACAGAUCAUUGACGACGAGCCCCAGGUGCAGAGCGGAGGUGGAGGGUGCUGUUCUUCCGGAUAACUGUUCAUGCCUGAGAAAUCAGAACUGUGGAUCAUUGCCCUCAACAUGAAGACUGCCAUAUUCCAAGUCACGUUAUUUUACCAACGGAGUUAUAGAAUUAACAGUAUUUUAAAUUACAUUUAUAACACUGCAGAGACCUUAAGUGCUAAACUUAAUGGAGUUUGUGACCAGAGAAUUGGCAUUUUCUACAAAUGUUAACAAAGCAAUUACCAAUGGCCUUUUUACAUAUUUUUUUCUUUAAUGAGGAAUAAUAUGCAUGUAGAAAAGACCUACUUAAAGGCUUCAUUUAUAUUCUUUUAAAUCAAAUCUUUAUUUAAUAACUUAUAUAUGUUGUUGGAAUGGUAUACAUUUUUGCAGCCCUUUGUAUUUUGUGGUGGUUUGAAUUGUAUCAGUCCUAAACAGCAGACUGUUUUCUUUUUGUUUUUUUUUUUUUAAAUUAGCAGAUACCUGAAGUACUAUUUUUGCAGGGUUUGCACAGGCCCCUAACUGUCUCCUCUACUACUUUGAUAUAAUCUGUAUACAUCCUGUAUGCUGAGCUGGUAAAAUAGAUUGUAAAUUACAUAUUAAAUAUUUUAUCUGCUUUUACACGCGCAAAGUGCAAAAAUAUAUACAAUAGUCUCAUUGAUGACUGUAAAGUGAAUUAACAUUUGAUGACAAUGCCUAAGCUUUUUGACUCUGAUAUAAAAAUCAUAGUUCCCUUUCACUUUUGUCUUAACGUGGCGUGUUUAAAUUUUCACACAUACUUUACUUGAAUUAUUGCUGUUGUCACAUAUUUUGCCUCUGUAAGUCCGUCUGGUGAUUGAGCAGUGGUAUUUGUCUUUUGGCUUGGGUUUUUUUUUUUUUUUUAAUUAUUUGUUUUUAUGGAAGAGAUGACUUCUGCUGGUUUUCCUUUAGGAUGGUUGGUUACAUUGGAAGAAUUUGAGUGAAGCAUACUAUGUUUCACUUCUGCAAUAGCUUUAGUUUUCUGUUAGGCUUUAUAUGAGAUGAGUUCACUAGUGUGGGGAGAAAGAGAUAUAGUGGCUGCUCACCAAGACUGAUUCAUAUAGCAUGUUAGUGAAACAGCUGCUCUGAGGCAGCCCUUUCACAUCCUUUGUGAGCAAGUUCUAUUUGUACAUUUCUUGCCUGAGAUGAGCACAGAGCAUUCUGUUUUGUUUAUAAGAACUGUCUUUCUGAGUUUCUGUGGAGAGAAACAUUAUGUGUAAUGCAGUUAUAGCAAACACUGGAAAGAUUUAUUGUGGAAUUAUAUUCUUGUAUACGUUAUUAAUUAGUCCCUCAUUAGAUUUUUUUCUUACACAUAGGACUGAACUUAAAUUUGUUAAUUUUAAUAGAAUCAGGCGCUGCUCACAGAAGGAACACAGACUGUGGAAAUUCACUUAAAUUGUUCUUGUUUAAAUAUAUAUAUUUUUCCAUUUCUGUUAUGCUUGAAAAACUAGUAAAUGUUCUGUCUAAGAU